GGGUCUCACUCCCGCUCCGCGCUUCCUUGUGGCUGCGCAGUGGAAAUCCGCACCGAGGAGCUGCUGAGGGGCGCUGGUGUCAUGUGAAAGCGCACAUGCUCUGCCAUUCACGCAGCCCCCCCAGCACUUCUUCCUCCGUGUGUUUUUCCUGCUUUUGCUAACGUAACUCCUUUCCUUCUCCCUCCUCUGCUUCGCCGCUAGCCACCCGCCGCCACUCCGCGGGCCCGCCGACCCCCUCAGGGGCUCCGGGGCGGGCGGGCGGCCCGGGGCAGCAGCCGGGGAGGAGCGCGCCCGGCAGCGGGCAGCCCGCGGAGCCGCGCCCCGCGGAGCCGCCUCGGAGGUAUGGUUUUCUCGGCGGAGCAGAGCUGCUGCGGCGGCCGACGCCUCCGCGGCUGCUGAGACGGGAUUUUUGUGGUGCGGUUCCCGGGCUCUCAGCUUCAUGACUGCGCGGAGCGGGGAGCCAACACCAUGCGAGCACAAAUUGAAGUGAUACCAUGCAAAAUUUGUGGUGAUAAGUCCUCUGGAAUACACUAUGGAGUCAUCACGUGUGAAGGAUGCAAGGGAUUCUUUCGAAGGAGUCAGCAGAACAAUGCUUCUUACUCCUGCCCAAGGCAGAGAAACUGUUUAAUUGACAGAACCAACAGAAAUCGUUGCCAACACUGCCGACUGCAGAAAUGUCUCGCCCUGGGAAUGUCUCGAGAUGCUGUGAAGUUUGGAAGAAUGUCCAAAAAGCAGAGGGAUAGCUUGUAUGCUGAAGUGCAGAAGCACCAGCAGCGACUGCAGGAACAACGGCAGCAGCAGAGCAGUGAGGCAGAAGCCCUCGCCAGGGUUUACAGCAACAGCAUCAGCAAUGGCUUGAGCAACCUGAAUAAUGAAACUGGCAGCACCUACUCAAAUGGGCACGUCAUCGACCUGCCGAAGUCUGAGGGUUAUUAUAAUGUGGAUUCUACCCAGCCUUCCCCAGACCAGUCUGGGUUAGACAUGACUGGAAUCAAACAGAUCAAGCAGGAACCUAUCUAUGACCUCACCUCUGUACCAAACUUGUUUACCUAUAGCUCUUUCAACAAUGGGCAAUUAGCUCCGGGGAUAUCCAUGAGUGAAAUAGAUCGAAUUGCACAGAAUAUCAUCAAAUCUCAUUUGGAGACAUGUCAAUAUACAAUGGAGGAACUGCACCAGCUAGCCUGGCAGACUCACACAUAUGAAGAAAUUAAGGUUUACCAGAGCAAGACCAGAGAAGCUCUGUGGCAGCAGUGUGCCAUUCAGAUCACCCAUGCUAUCCAGUACGUGGUGGAGUUUGCAAAGCGCAUAACAGGCUUCAUGGAGCUCUGCCAGAAUGACCAAAUUCUUCUCCUUAAAUCAGGCUGCUUGGAAGUGGUUUUGGUGAGAAUGUGCCGUGCCUUCAACCCACUCAACAAUACCGUUCUGUUUGAAGGAAAGUAUGGAGGGAUGCAAAUGUUUAAAGCCUUGGGUUCUGAUGAUCUGGUGAAUGAAGCGUUUGACUUUGCAAAGAAUUUAUGUUCCUUACAGCUGACUGAGGAGGAAAUUGCCUUGUUUUCAUCUGCUGUUCUGAUAUCACCAGAUCGAGCCUGGUUAAUAGAGCCAAGGAAAGUCCAGAAGCUUCAGGAAAAGAUUUACUUUGCACUUCAACAUGUGAUCCAGAAGAACCACCUCGACGAUGAGACUUUGACAAAGUUAAUAGCCAAGAUACCAACCAUUACUGCACUUUGCAACUUGCACGGAGAGAAACUACAGGUAUUUAAGCAAUCUCAUCCAGAUAUAGUGAACACACUGUUUCCUCCCUUAUACAAGGAGCUUUUCAAUCCAGAUUCAACCACUGGCUGCAAGUGAAGGGGAUAAUAGAAUUUUCACGUAGUCAUGGAAUGCAUCACUAUUAAUAAAAAAAAAGAAAUGUCUUCAUGAAGAACUUAUGAAAAAUGUCACUACUGCAACACUAGGAAUGUCCUGCACUUAAUAGAAUUAUUUUUCACCGCUACAGUUUGAAGAAUGUAAAUAUGCAACUCUAAGUGGGGAUGUCUUUUUUCUCUUUUCUUUGUUUACCUUUCUUUUUUUUAUUUUUGAACUGACAAUGAUUAUACAAAUAUGGGUGUUAUCUUUUUUUUUUUUUACUUUAUUGAGGGAUGUUUUGGGAGACAACUGUUCCUAGAAUUUUAUUGUAGAUAUACAUGAGAAUAGAGCAGUACUUUGCAGUAUUACUCUUGCUGUUUAUUGUUCAAAUAUAAUUUAAGAAAAUUCCACUUAUUAGACUUGCCUAUUUCUAUGUUUUUAGAUAGUUUAAUGCAUGUGGAAAUUUGUAGCUGUCUUGAAAAUUACAGUGCAUGUAUGGAAUACACAUAUAUAUAUAUGUGCUAUAUACUUUUUUAUAUAUAUAAAAUAUAUAUAUAUAUGUAGGUAUUAUAUGCAUACAUGCUGUAGCUUAAAAAUCCCAUGCCUACUUUUAAAGGAUGUUCAGACCCGCUUCAUGUAUUUCUUACUCUCCAAGUAAUGUAUUAGAUUUACUUUGGGCAAUGAAGAUUUGCUUUGCCAGUCAGAAGUAAUUUAUCAGCUGCCGAUGUAUAAUGACAGGAUCACUUCUGAGAUAUGUGUAAUGUAGUGCAUGUGUACAGCCUGUAAAUGAAACAUCAGGAUUGUAUCAAUGGUGCAAAAGCCUUGUCUGGAAGAUCUUAGUGAAGAGAGGAAAAGUAUUUUUGGAGUUUUCUUCCUGUUAUAGAAAUACAGCAUAUAUAAAAGUGAACACUGUAAGGUCCUGAUGUCAGUAAAGUAUCUGAAACAUGGAGUAAUAAUAUAGACUAUCCCACAUGCAUAUUUUUCUGAUUACAUACAUGACUUUGUUUUAUAUAUACUGCUUUGAAAAUUAGUUGCGAGGCUUGUUUUUUGCUGAACUCAAUGGAAAGACAUGUAGUGAACUCAGCGAAAACCAUAAGAAGUCUAAAAUGUAGCUCUGAAGAGUAGUGGCAGAGGGAGGAAGGGAGGGAAGGAGGAGGAAAGUCAAAGUGAGCAAUGUUCAUGGUUACAAAGGCGAAUGUAAGUAUCACUGUUUCUGACACAGCCACCAUCUAGAUAGGACUAAUGGUUUCCGUUAAACACAUACUUAUAUGUAUGUCACAUACACAUGCGUAUAUGUAUGCGUAUAACUGUGUGUAUAUAACUGUAUAUAUAUACAUAUAUAGGGUUGAUUUUAGAUGCACUUCAGGAGGGAAGCAAAGGAUUGGGUCUUUCUUUUUGUCUGUCUCUGAUUUCACUUCAUGUGCAGUUGCUUGCAAAACCAAAGGCAAACACAGAGGGUAGUGGAAGACUGCCAUGGACUUAAUCUUGUGGAUUAAUUACAGUUAAUUAGCAGUUAUGAUUUAUGUAUUUGGAUACUGCUAGAGAUACAAAACAGACUUUUUAGCUAUGGAAGAGGGAUUCAGUUUCUGCUAUGGCUCUGUCCUUACCACCAUUUCUACCUGCUGAGAGCUUUUGCAGAGAAGCCUCCUCCUGGGACACUAGUGGAGAGAGUGGAGCAGAAAUAAGAAGCAGCAGGUCGCAGAUUAAAAAUGAAGUGAAGGCAGGGUGACAAGCAGAUACGUUUCUUUAUUUCAAAUCGCACAGAAGUCAGUGCAGUCUGAGGCAAGGUGAGGAGGCACAUACUGGCAGGGGCGCAGAGGAUCCCCCAGCUGCACAGCGGAGCAGUGUCUCAUGGAGCCUAUGGGGACUCAGGUGGGCACCAGGCUACGUGCAGAGAAUUAGUUUGUCACAGUGAUAACUUAAUGCCUCCAGCUUUUCCAGCAGGCUCACACAGCCCUGGUCCCGAUCUGUUCCCUCUUCUGCAUGGCCAAAUAAUUCACAGGCUAUUCCAACUACUUUGUGGAGUUUUCCCUUUUCCUCCAUCAGCCGGUUUGCAAGUUUACAUUCACGUUUCAAGACAGAAUCCAGUCUAGACAACAUCAACAUGUAUUUGCUCUGUUUUAGCAAUGUCAGACCAGAUACAAGGGUAGUUACAAACCCAGCUAAUAAGUGUUUCUCUGUAGGUCCCUUCUUACAACUUUAAAAAGAUUAAAAAAUAAAACUUCACAGCAAAGUUAGUUGUGCUGGUAAUUGUGUUGCAAACAUAACAUGCUCUUCAAAAUUACUUAGUCUUAUAGAACAGCAAUAUGUAAAACACUUUUUUCCUCCAAAUUCAGAACACAUUUUCUGAUCUUUGCUGAUUACUUUAAAAUGUCAUCAAUUGACAUAAUAAAGGAUUACUCUUGAUGCUUCUUUAUACUACUUAAACCCUAAGACUGGCAUUCCUUUAUAGGGUAAUUUAUCUGUUUGCAGUCUCUUUUACAUGGCAAAUCCAUGAAUAGGACCCCCAAAUCUAACUCUUUCUCAUAUCAAAAAAACUUAACUGCAUUUAUGUAUUGCUUGUGUGAAUUUCUUUAGGAAAAAAAAAAAUAAAUUCAGACUGAACCUUAGAAGUGUUCAGUUUUAACUUCAAGAGAUUAAUAUUUUCCUUGUCUUUUCCAAUACAAGAACACACAAAUAUAUGUUUGUUUGAAAUCCUUUAUAAACUUGUUUUCAGUAUAUCAAAAGUAACAUAUUUAGCCAACCCCCAGGAAUAUAGAAUAUGUGAUAAAUAUUACUCUUCUUAGUGCUGAUAAAUAGAGGUUAGUCAUUUUUAUAAACAGUCCUUCACAAUUAUGUGUUACAUCUUGAAAAAGUUUUGUUCUUUUCAAAUAAGCUAAUCAGUCCUUGGGAUUUUUUACUUAUGUCUUAGGCAAGAUAACCAAAUGGAGAUCACCAGUGCGAAAGACAUUAUUUAAUCAUCCACAGGGCUUUCAAUCCUUAAAGCACUAUUCUUAAAUCACUGCAACCUCAUGACCUUUACAAUUAGUAAGGAUUACUGCCACUUUUUACAGAUGCAGAAUUCAAGGAGAAGAAGUUAAAUUAGUUGCCAGGCACCACACAGGUAGCAGUGUCCAGCCCUGGAACAAUAAUGGAUUCUUGCCUUUUUUCCAAAAAAUAUUAAGAUGCUGGUAUACAAAAUCUUCAUUGCCAUUGGUAGGCAAUAGUCUGUUAAAACAAUUACAAUCAUUGCCAACAGAUUUUUUUUUUUCUUCAAAUAAAGUUAA
This is a messenger RNA of Strigops habroptila (Kakapo), 5111 nucleotides long. It is a transcript of the gene RORB, whose product is annotated as RAR related orphan receptor B. Gene Ontology annotation, molecular function: nuclear receptor activity; zinc ion binding; RNA polymerase II cis-regulatory region sequence-specific DNA binding. Bases 469 to 1848 code for a protein of 459 amino acids. The record is from RefSeq and is a predicted model, not a curated record. Gene Ontology annotation, biological process: regulation of transcription by RNA polymerase II. The transcript is spliced from 10 exons. Gene Ontology annotation, cellular component: nucleus. NCBI's taxonomy places the organism in Eukaryota, Metazoa, Chordata, Aves, Psittaciformes, Psittacidae.